Drosophila nasuta is the source of this 505-nucleotide messenger RNA. It is a transcript of the gene COX7CL, whose product is annotated as Cytochrome c oxidase subunit 7C-like. Lineage: Eukaryota; Metazoa; Arthropoda; Insecta; Diptera; Drosophilidae. The coding region runs from base 86 to 316 and encodes 76 amino acids. Gene Ontology annotation, biological process: mitochondrial electron transport, cytochrome c to oxygen. Gene Ontology annotation, cellular component: respiratory chain complex IV. The transcript has 3 exons. The record is from RefSeq and is a predicted model, not a curated record.
CUGAACUAUGUUUCGUGUUGAAAUCAGUCGGAAGGGGAAGUUUGUCUGGACUGGCUCGUAUUAAAAUUUUAAAUAAGUUUAAAAAAUGCUUGAGAUGCGCAACAUAUUUUCGCCGCUGGUUCGCCGGAUGUCCGGUUAUCCAGGCGGCGUUCCGGGCUUAAACAUGCCUUUUCGCCGUGGCAUGGAAAGUCCUUUGCGCUUCACUUUCUUCUGGUUGGUAUUGGGAACUAUUGGAUUUGGAGCUCCAUUUCUGGUUAUACGCCAUCAAAUGCUGCGCAAUGUAUCCGACCCACCUCCUGAAGAAAAGGAUACCUAGUUGAUUGAUUGACUCUACUACUCUGCUGAUGUGUCGCACCACAAACAGAAGAACCCUUAAACAACGAAGGCAGUUUACAUAUACCAUUAUUGUUAGUCGCUCCUGCUGUCCUGCACAUCAAAUACUUGUAAAACUGGUUGGCAUUUGUUAAUUGUUAAGUAAACAACGUAAUAUACCAUUUCAAAUUUA